Calliphora vicina (urban bluebottle blowfly) is the source of this 2400-nucleotide messenger RNA. RefSeq lists its product as uncharacterized. Bases 1 to 2400 code for a protein of 799 amino acids. Lineage: Eukaryota; Metazoa; Arthropoda; Insecta; Diptera; Calliphoridae. Gene Ontology annotation, molecular function: nucleic acid binding; DNA helicase activity. The record is from RefSeq and is a predicted model, not a curated record. The transcript is spliced from 2 exons. Gene Ontology annotation, biological process: telomere maintenance; DNA repair.
AUGCUCUUGGAUGAGGUUGAAGCUUUUUUAAAUGUCCGUUAUGUUGGCUCAACUGAAGCUCUGUGGCGUAUUUAUGAAUUCCCUAUGCACUAUCAGUCACAUACUAUAAUUAGAUUGGAUAUUCAUUUGGAUCGUCAGCAAACAGUUAUUUUUAGAGAGGGCGAGGAGCGUCAAGCUAUUGAUAACAUUAGACUAACAAAACUGUUAGCAUUUUUUGAAUUAAAUCGGAUAGACCCAUCUGCAAACCAAUACACUUAUUGUGAAGUUCCUUCGCAUUAUGUGUGGAAUGAUGCACGGAAAAAAUGGCAGAGAAGGCAAAGAGGUGGUGAUAAAAUUAUCUCACGUAUGUAUAGUGUUUCACCGAAAAACCCUGAACUUUUUCAUUUGCGUUUGCUGUUGCUUCACGUAUGUGGUCCGAAAUCAUAUGAAGAUAUUCGAACGUACAACAGGGUUUUGUAUAGCACGUUUGUAGCUGCAUGUCAUGCUCGCGGUAUCGCUUCGAACGACAACGAGUGGCGGGAAUGCUUAAACGAAGCGAAGGAAUUCCAUUCUCCAAAACAAAUGCGUCAAUUAUUUGGAAUUAUCUGUGCUAUGAAUGUGCCAACAAAUGCAUUAGAACUUUGGAAUGAAUUUAAAGAAUUUCUAUGUGAAGAUUUUUUAAGAAGUGACAAUCAUGAAGAGAUUGCUUUUAACCGGGCAUUACUUGAAAUAGAACAAAUAUUGGAAACUCACAACCUCACAUGCCACGCAAUCGGCUUGCCGAAUCCUACAGUUUUCCCAGAAAUUAUUUCAGCAAAUGUGAUUGAUCCUUUUGAAAGUCAAGUUUUAUUCAACGAGUUUUAUGAAAUUGCAGAAAUUAUUUCAGCAAAUGUGAUUGAUCCUUUUGAAAGUCAAGUUUUAUUCAACGAGUUUUAUGAAAUUGCAAAUCUAGAGCAAAGGCAUAUUAUAGACCAAGUAAUUAGAGAAGUGCAAUAUCACGAUACUGGAUCCAAUGUAUUUUGUCUAACAGCUCAUGCUGGUUGUGGAAAGACAUUCGUUCAAACAGCAAUUAUUCACAAGAUGAAUUCACUUAAUUUACGUUGUAUUGCAUCGGCUUAUAGUGGUAUUGCUUCAAUAUUAUUGAUUGGGGGAAAAACAUUACAUAAUGUAUUUAAGAUACCAGUUCCGCUAUUAGAUACGUCUGUUUCUGGCGUUACUCCCAAUAGUAGUCAAGGUCAAUACAUAAACUCAUCUUCAUUAAUUAUUAUUGAUGAAGUUUCCAUGUGUCCGCUUUUAUUAUUAAAAGUAAUUGAUAGAUUAUUAAGGGAUAUAUCAACGGAUGGAAAUAGUAAAAAUAAAGUAUUUGCUGGGAAAACAAUAUUUCUUUGCGGUGAUUUCAGACAAAUUCUUCCAGUUGUUCCACGCGGAUCCCGUGCAACGUUAGUAGAGAACUGCAUUGUCAGUUGGGAAAACUAUUCUUCAUUUCAUCACGUGUCUUUGCAACAAAAUAUGAGAACAUUGCCAAAUGAAAUUGAAUUUACUGAAUUUUUGAAGGCGGCUGGAAAUGAUCAAUUGAAAAAAUAUCCCCAGUAUGGUGACAGUAUAAUUGAGAUACCAAAUCGAUUAAUUGGUCAAAAAAGCAACAUAAUUGCAGAUGUAUACGGAGACAUAUCAGAAAAUAUCCUCUCAAAUCGAAUGCUAAAUUCCGUUAUAUUAGCUCCAACUAAUGACGCUUGCUCUAUGGUGAAUAAUGAUGUAAUUAAUCGCAUUCCCGGCGAACAAAAAGUAUAUCAUAGUUAUGAUCAAAUUAUUUCUGAAAACCAGAAUGAAAAUAACAAUUAUCCGGUUGAGUUUUUAAACUCCUUAAAUUUAAGUGGUUUGCCGCCUCACAAAGCUCAAGCUGGAGUGCAAGCGAGCAAGUCAUCAAUACGCAGAGUAAUUAAGAGCUGUGAGUAUCUUAAAUACCUGAAAUUACAAAAAAAGCCGCCACUUAAUGCUCCUCGUAAGGAAAAGCGGCUUCAAUUCGCAAGAGACUACAUGGUAUGGGAUGUGCAGCAAAGAGGUCAUGUAAAUGACUGGAGAACCGUUGUAUUUACGGAUGAGAAGAAGUUUAAUUUGGAUGGGCUUGAUGGCUACAACUAUUAUUUCCAUGAUUUGCGCAAAGAAAAGCGAUUUUUGAACCGACAUCACAGCCGAGAGGGCGGCGUUAUGGUGUGGGGUGCUAUUACGUACUAUGGCACCAUUGAUCUUGAAUUUCAAAGUGCAAAAAUGACUGGUGCAAGCUAUAAAACGUUAUUGGAAUCAGCUUUUCCGAAGUUCAGUGAACUAUUUGGUCCCAUAUCUUGGAUAUUGCAACAGGAUAAUGCCCCUAUACACACCGCCAGAGUAGUAAAGGAGUUCAUUGCAAGCCAAAAAUGUUAA